GCAGAAGAGCGGAAAGCUGCUGCCGAUGGCUUUGGUUUUUUGGCGUCGCCUGAAUGACAGACUUCGCCGACAAAGAUACCCCCCUGGCCCCUGUGUAGCCGCCUCGGUUCCGGCGUUUCACCAUGCCAGCGCAGCGCCAUGAGUCCUGGAUGCAUGCUGCUGUUUGUGUUUGGCUUCGUUGGCGGGGCGGUGGUCAUUAAUUCAGCUAUCUUGGUAUCGCUCUCGGUUUUGCUGCUCGUGCACUUUUCUAUUUCCACUGGUGUGCCAGCUCUGACGCAGAACCUACCAAGGAUACUCAGAAAGGAGCGUCCGAUAUCACUGGGCAUCUUCCCGUUACCUCCAGGAGAUGCGCUACUUACGCCUGAAACUCAGAGAGAAGCAGGGGAGACGCCUGGGUCAGAGCACUGGAAGUUCCAUGAGCUAAGCCAGCCACGGUCCCACACGAGCCUGAAGGAUGAGCUCUCCGACAUUAGCCAAGCAGGCUCAAAAUCUACUACUCCAGCAUCCACAGCUGCUUCAGAUGUACCUGUACUGCCUGCUGAAACUCCUCAAAAGGAAGAUGGUGAAGGGCUUGCAAAUUCCACAGAUAUGCCGAAUGAGAAGCUGGAUGUAAGCAAGAAUAUUGAAGUACAGGUAGCUCAAGAGACAAGAAACGUGUCCACUGGUGGAAAUGAAAAUGAAGAAAAGUCUGAAGUUCAGGCAAUCAUUGAGUCAACUCCAGAAUUGGAUAUGGAUAAAGAUCUCAGUGGAUAUAAGGGUUCCAGCACUCCGACCAAAGGCAUAGAGAACAAAGCAUUUGACCGCAACACAGAGUCACUCUUUGAAGAGCUGUCAUCUGCUGGUUCUGGCCUAAUUGGAGACGUGGAUGAAGGUGCAGAUUUACUGGGAAUGGGUCGUGAGGUUGAAAAUCUGAUUUUGGAAAACACUCAGCUGUUGGAGACAAAAAAUGCACUGAAUGUAGUGAAGAAUGAUUUGAUAGCAAAGGUGGAUGAAUUGACCUGUGAGAAGGAUGUGCUACAAGGUGAAUUAGAGGCUGUAAAACAAGCAAAACAAAAGCUUGAAGAGAAGAAUAAGGAACUGGAAGAAGAGCUGAGAAAAGCUCGUGCAGAAGCAGAGGAAGCGAGACAGAAAGCUAAAGAGGAUGAUGAUAGUGAUGUCCCCACCGCUCAGCGGAAGCGUUUUACUCGUGUUGAAAUGGCCCGUGUUCUCAUGGAAAGAAACCAGUAUAAAGAGAGGUUGAUGGAGCUUCAGGAAGCCGUCCGAUGGACUGAGAUGAUAAGAGCAUCAAGAGAAAAUCCAGCCAUGCAAGAAAAGAAGAGAUCAAGCAUUUGGCAGUUUUUUAGCAGACUCUUCAGUUCAUCUAGCAAUACGGCUAAGAAACCAGAACCUCCUGUCAAUGUUAAAUACAAUGCUCCGACCUCGCAUAUUACACCAUCAGUCAAGAAAAGAAGCAGCACCUUAUCUCAGUUACCUAGUGACAAAUCUAAAGCCUUUGAAUUCCUCAGUGAAGAAACUGAAGCCAGUUUAGCCUCACGCAGAGAGCAGAAAAGAGAGCAGUAUCGCCAAGUGAAAGCACAUGUUCAGAAAGAGGAUGGUAGAGUGCAAGCAUUUGGCUGGAGUCUACCUCAGAAGUACAAACAGGUGGCAAAUGGUGGCCAGGGUGACAAUAAGAUGAAGAACUUGCCUGUACCUGUUUACCUGAGACCUUUAGAUGAGAAGGAUACUUCUAUGAAGCUGUGGUGUGCUGUAGGGGUAAACCUUUCAGGAGGGAAGACACGAGAUGGCGGGUCUGUGGUUGGUGCUAGUGUAUUCUACAAUGAUGUGACUGGUGUGGACGCAGAUGGCAACAAGCAGCAAACAGGAUCUCAGAGUAGCUUAGAUAGACUAGACCAAGAGCUCAAGGACCAGCAGAAGGAGCUGAAACAUCAAGAAGAAUUAUCCAGUCUAGUUUGGAUCUGUACUAGCACACAUUCUGCUACAAAAGUUAUCAUUAUUGAUGCUAAUCAACCAGGAAAUAUUCUGGACAGUUUCAUUGUUUGCAAUUCUCAUGUGCUUUGUAUCGCUAGUGUACCAGGGGCAAGGGAAACAGACUAUCCUGCAGGAGAAGAAGGGUCUCAAGAAGCAGAUCCCAGUCAAGUGGACAAGUCAUCUCUGUGCGGAAGUAUGACUAGCAACAGCUCUGCGGAAACCGAUAGCUUGCUAGGAGGAAUAACCGUCGUUGGCUGUACUGCAGAGGGUGUCACAGGAGCAGCCGUAGCUCACGAUGCGAACGGUGGCUCACCGAUGACAGACAAACAGUCAGCUAUUGCAACAGAAAGUAAUUCAAUAGAUGAGAACAUUCCGACAGCAGAGGAGGCAACAGAAGCAACAGAAGUCAAUGCAGGGACUGGUGAAGACACAGCUGAUAUUGCACAAACUGGAGUCUACACAGAGCAUGUCUUUACAGAUCCUCUGGGAGUGCAGAAUACCACAGAGGCGUCUCCGGUAUACCAGCCUAGUACUGAGUCAGAGUUAUAUAAAGACAUUGCAGUUUUGCCAAACGAGCAAGAUCUAGUGAGAGAAGAAGCACAGAAAAUGAGUAGCCUUUUACCGACAAUGUGGCUUGGAGCACAGAAUGGAUGCCUGUAUGUUCAUUCGUCAGUGGCCCAGUGGAGGAAAUGUGUUCAUGCCAUUAAACUUAAAGAUUCUAUUCUCAGUAUUGUACAUGUAAAAGGAAUAGUAUUAGUUGCACUAGCUGAUGGAACACUAGCAAUAUUUCACCGCGGAGUUGAUGGUCAGUGGGAUUUGACAAACUAUCACCUCUUAGACCUGGGCCGGCCGCACCAUUCGAUAAGAUGCAUGACAGUGGUACACGACAAAGUCUGGUGUGGCUACAGGAACAAAAUCUAUGUUGUUCAGCCAAAGGCCAUGAAAAUAGAGAAGUCGUUUGAUGCACACCCAAGAAGAGAAAGCCAAGUGAGACAGCUGGCGUGGGUGGGUGAUGGGGUAUGGGUGUCUAUUCGUUUGGACUCCACCCUGCGUCUCUAUCAUGCGCACACGUAUCAGCAUCUACAAGAUGUGGACAUUGAACCUUAUGUAAGCAAAAUGCUAGGUACUGGUAAACUGGGAUUCUCAUUUGUGAGAAUCACAGCUCUUAUGGUGUCUUGUAAUCGUUUAUGGGUAGGAACAGGAAAUGGUGUCAUCAUCUCCAUUCCAUUAACAGAAACUGUAAUCCUCCACCAGGGACGUUUACUGGGGCUGAGGGCUAAUAAAGCAGCAGCAGGCUCUGGAAACCGUCCGGGGAGUGUAAUACGUGUAUAUGGUGAUGAAAACAGCGACAAAGUGACUCCAGGAACAUUCAUACCAUACUGCUCAAUGGCACACGCGCAGCUUUGCUUCCAUGGGCACCGUGAUGCUGUUAAAUUCUUUGUGGCAGUACCUGGUCAGGUUGUUUGCCCACAGAGUAGUGGUGGAACAGAGCUAACGGGUGAUAAACCGGCCCAAGAGUCUUUCAACCAGAGUCCCUUAAAAUCGAUGUUGGUGAUCAGUGGUGGAGAAGGAUAUAUUGACUUCAGAAUGGGUGAUGAAGGUGGAGAAUCGGAACUACUUGGAGAAGCUCUACAACUUGAACCUUCUGUAGCCAAAGCUGAGAGGAGUCAUUUGAUAGUGUGGCAAGUAAUGUGUGGCAGCGAGUGAGCCUGCAGGGUGCAGCUGGAGACCUUAAAAAGAAAAAGGAAAAAAAAAAAAGGCAAAAAAAAAAAGCUUCUGCAUGUUUUUUUAUUUUGUGAAACCUGUUUCACUACAUGAUGUUGAAGCGUUUCUUUGCUGUUUAACUUUAUAUUGCAAAUCUGUCAUACCUCUAACUAUACAGGAAUUAGCUUGUGCUGUUUUACUGCACCCCUGUUACAUGGAACAGUAUAAUGGAAUCGGAUCUUUCUCACAAGUGGUGCGUGCACCAUAGUAAGCAACCGAGACAUUGGGUUUGCUGUACCGCAGCCAUCUCGUGUACUUCACUUCUUUGGUAGUCUCACUUGAGUUCAGCUUUGUUACAACUGAGCUUCACUUCACUGUAUAAUGCAUUGAGUAAAACAGCAAAGUUAUUCCCAGAGUAUUAAAAAAUUGACAAAUUGGAAGAUGGAUUAUUAAGACUCAUCCAAAUAUUCAGUGAGGGCUAAAGCA
This is a messenger RNA of Opisthocomus hoazin, 4158 nucleotides long. It is a transcript of the gene SPAG9, whose product is annotated as sperm associated antigen 9. Gene Ontology annotation, biological process: vesicle-mediated transport. Lineage: Eukaryota; Metazoa; Chordata; Aves; Opisthocomiformes; Opisthocomidae. The record is from RefSeq and is a predicted model, not a curated record. Gene Ontology annotation, cellular component: cytoplasm. Gene Ontology annotation, molecular function: JUN kinase binding; signaling receptor complex adaptor activity; MAP kinase scaffold activity.